GGUGCGGUUUGUGCGAUGGCGGAACCAGUGAGGAGACGGGGUCGGACGACCCGAGGCGGCGGUGUUGGCCGAGGGGCUCGGGGGGCUCGGGGGGCUCGGGGGGCUCGUGGGGCCCGGGGUGGCCGAGGCCGGCGUCCUCACGCACAGCGGUCUCCAGCCCGGCGCACCCUGGACUCCGUGUUUGUGGAUUUGAUCAGCGAUAGUGAUGAAGAUAUUCUGGAGGUCGCAACGGCGCUCGGCGCUACGGACCCGGCUGAAGCCCCGCUCCCGGAGCCCCCCGCUCCUGUCGCGUCCCGGGACGACAGCGACAGUGACAGCGAAGGGGCGGACGCGCGACCCGAAGGAGCACCGCGAACCGCGGUCAGGCGGCGGCGGCGGCUGUUGCUGGAUCCGGGGGAGGCACCGGUGGUUCCGGUGUACUCCGAGAAGGUGAAAAGCAGCCUCCACCUCAUCCCAGAUCACCUGCCCCUCCUGGAACUCUGCCCUGCAGGGGCUGAGGAAGAUGCAGAAAUGGCAGAUUCCAGCAGUUCCCAACCUGAGGACCCCCCAUAUCCAGGCUUUACCUGGAAGAAGAAGUUGAGGGGUAAGGAUGAAGAAGAGGAGGAGGAGAAGAAGAUGUUUCUGGCCCAGGACAUGUCUCCCUCACCCCCGUCUCCACCAAGGACCAAAAGCAGGAAGCAUACCAGGGCACUCCAGAAGUUAAGGGAGGUGAACAAGCGCCUCCAAGAUCUUCGUUCCUCCCUGAGCCCCAAGCAGCACCAAGGCCAAGACUGUCAGAGCCAGGAGGAUGACGUUGUCCUAGUGGAGGGGCCCAUCUUCCCACAGAGCCCUCGCCUCUUCCCACUCAAAAUCCGGUGCCGGGCAGACCUGGUCAGAUUGCCUGUCCGAAUGUCGGAGCCCCUGCAGAGUGUGGUGGACCACAUGGCCAACCACCUUGGGGUAUCCCCAAGCAGGAUCCUCUUGCUAUUUGGAGAGACAGAGCUGUCCCCUACUGCCACCCCAAGGACCCUGAAGCUUGGAGUGGCUGACAUCAUUGACUGUGUGGUGCUCGCAAGUUCUCCAGAGGCUGCGGAGACAUCCCAACAGCUUCAGCUCCGGGUGCAGGGGAAGGAGAAACACCAGGUGUUGGAAGUCUCGCUGUCUCCGGAUUCUCCCCUCAAGACCCUCAUGGCCCGCUAUGAGGAGGCCAUGGGACUCUCAGGAUGCAAGCUUGCUUUCUUCUUUGAUGGGACGAAGCUUUCAGGCGUGGAGCUGCCGGCCGAUCUGGGCAUGGAAUCCGGGGACCUCAUUGAGGUUUGGGGCUGAGACUCCUCGGCCUGCCUGCGGGCCCAUCCUGGACUCAGCGAGAACAUCAGCCCCUUGCCUUUAAAAUGUUUUUACCAAAGCCCAUAAGGGCUAGUUAAAGCUGAGAUAGAACAUUUCUUUAAGCUAAAGCAGAAUCAAGGAGUGACCUUUGGCUUUUCUCUCCCGUCGACAUUGGUUUUAAGCCAUUAACUACCUGGGUAGUUGUGUGGUAGUUGUUCCUGCCCUGAGUCGGCUGUGCUUCCAUCCACAUUUUUGUGCUCAGUUUUCCAGCCACUGGGACAUGGAGGAGGUGUCCCUCCGUCACCACCAUUUCAUGUCCAUCAUCACCCUUUCCUUCAUCAAAAUGUCUGUUCUCUGAAACUUUCUUGUAUUUAAAUAAGGGUUGGGUUUGGGAUUCCAGACCUGGGAUCUCUGCCAUGUCUAAGACCAACAGUGGGCUUCCUUUUAUUUGCGGGGGUGGGAGUGGGAUUUGCUUAAGGCAGAUGCCCUGGUGUGGUUCCUUCCCUCGCAGGAAAUAAAUGGCCAGGCUCACACAUGCAUUAGCUUAAGUGUAGGCAGACAAUUGGUGGUUCUUUUGAAGGCUGUAGGUAGUGGAUUCUCAGCCUUGGGUGUCUUCCUCACUCUAGGGAACCUUCCAUUCACCCUUCCUAGUUUACCCUUCCUGGUGCACGCACAGUAAGGUAUAGCAGCACGUUCAACUGUUUUUGUUUUGGGUCUUGGGAUUAGUCUCUGGUUUUAUGGCUUUUCCCCUCUUCUCCACCCUACGAAUCUAUUCUUGUAAAAUACAGUGUUUUAUGUGUGAAUGUGCUUUUAAUAUCCGUAGUGGUACCUUGUGCUGUUUCUUUUUUCACUCAACGUGUGUUAGGAUCUAGCCCUGUCACCUACCCUGUUUCUGCUUCAUUGCUUUGAACUGCUGCCUGGUAUUCCACAGUGGGCGCCAGUUGCAUUUUGCUAAUCCAGUCCCUUCAGUGGUGGACACCUGGGUGCCGCCAACUCCUUGGCACCAUACACAAGGCCACAAUAAGCAUCCUUUUAUGUGUCCCCUCCUGGGCUCGCACAAACAGUUCUCUAGCAUAGGUGCCCAGGAUAGGAUUGUGGGUCGUACAGGGUAGUUUCUCUGUGGUUCCACCAGAUUUGUCCUUAGAAAGGUAAUUGACCCUCCCACUGAGGCUCCUAAUCUCUCCUCAUCUUCCCCAGCUUUUCUUAUUGCCCAGCUUUCUAAUUUCUGUCAGUCUGAUGUGUGUCAAGUGGUGCCAUGUUUGAAUGUACAUUCAGCUGAUCGUCAGUAAUGCUGGGAACCUCUUCAUAUACGUGGCAGCCUUUCGGGCAUCCCUUUCUGCGACUUGCUUGUUUUCUCAUGGGCGUCCUGUCUUUUCCUGACGUUUUCACAGGAGUUGAGCAGUUUUAGGCAUUGCAAACAACUCUCGUAGAAUGCCUUUGUCUUUUUUAUUUCUACAGGUGUCCUUCAUGGAAUAGAAAUCCUUAAAGUACAUGAAUUCACUAUAUUGUCAUAGAGUUUGCUGCCUUUUGGUUUCUUGUUUAAGAGUAGCUAAGACAUUCUGCACUUUCUAAUGUUAGCAGAUAAAACCAAUGAGCAUUUGCUUUCGUAUCAGGUCGCUAAAUGGGGCAGGAGUCUCGCUGGCACAAGCUGGUCUGCGGCGUUGGUGAUACUUGUACUGAGUGGUCAAACCCUUGCUCUGAUUGGUCGAUGCUGGGCUGCACUGGUUGCUAUAUAUUUUGAAUAGCAUUCCUGCCUUUAAACCAUUUGAAAUACGCCUUUGUGUUUGAGAUCCAUGUUUAUUUCCAUCAUACAACGAGCCAGUUUUCUCAUUACUGUCUACUAAAAGAUCCAUGAAUUCUCCACUGAUAACAUGGUGUAAUUUUAGCAAAAGUAUGUCAACUUCUUAAAAAACUUUUUUUUUUUUUUGGAAUGUGAGAUUCCUUAGAAUUUACAAUGUGGGACUACAGAAAGAAACCUUUGUAAUGUUUAAAUAAUCCAU
Loxodonta africana (African savanna elephant) is the source of this 3305-nucleotide messenger RNA. It is a transcript of the gene NFATC2IP, whose product is annotated as nuclear factor of activated T cells 2 interacting protein. The transcript has 8 exons. The record is from RefSeq and is a predicted model, not a curated record. NCBI's taxonomy places the organism in Eukaryota, Metazoa, Chordata, Mammalia, Proboscidea, Elephantidae. The coding region runs from base 16 to 1305 and encodes 429 amino acids. Gene Ontology annotation, molecular function: protein binding. Gene Ontology annotation, biological process: cytokine production; positive regulation of transcription by RNA polymerase II.